GAUUGGGAGUAUUUAUUGAAUUCAGACUACCACCAGAAGGUUGAGCCUCACCUUUUGAACAGAUCUUUAUGUCUGAGUCCUUUAGAAGUUUCUCAGAUAAAGGAUGAGGACUUGUCACAGAAUUUCAGUCUGGAUUCUUCUACACUUCUCAUCUCUCACAUACUUGCAAUGCUUUUUCUUCUUCACCAGGUCUUUGAGGAGCCUACAUUAAAUACUCUGAUGGGAGAAGGAAUUCAUUCACUUGUGGACCUAUUAGUUCAGCUGGCAAGGGAUUUAAAAUGGGAGUUUUACUUAGAUCAUUACUACAGGGAUCACACAGUGCUUUUCAGAACCACAGAACAUGUAUGCUCAAUUGAUCGAGAUUGUUCCAGUGGUGACAGUGAAGCGUGGCCCCCCCGGUAGAACCAGGGCUGUGUACCCUGUUUCCGUACUGUCCUGAGCUGGUGGAACCAUUGCCUCUUGCUAAGAGGAGUUUGACUGCUGAGUAAAAUUCGGGGCUCAUUGGGGAAGGAAAAUGUUUAACGAAGUGUUGAGUGGAGAGAGUUGUUUUGAAUUAUUCCUGUUGCAACCAAAGCAAUGCUCUUUCCAUCCCCAGUGGUUUUAAAUAUUGUUAACAAUUAUCCUAGUGGUUGUUGCUGCUCAAAUGGCAACUCAAGCUAAACACUGAGUGAAGUGGAAUGCAGCCCAGUAAGUAAUUUUUGCUCUUAAUGAGAGCAUUUGAAGAUAUAAAUUGGCACACGGGAAAGUUUGGAAAGAUAUGAUUGAGUCUGACCAGUGUUGCACAGUGGUUGAGGGUCCCCCUGUGAACCAGGCAGGCGUUCACGGUUGGUUUGAUUCCAGGUCAGGGCACAUGCCUGGGUUGCAGACUGGAUCAUCAUUGGGUGUCGUGAAGGAGGCAGCCGAGGAAUGAUUCUCUCUCAUCAUUUUUGUUUCUCUCUCCUUCGCUCUCCCUGAAAUCAAUCUAAGUAUAUUUUUAAAAUAUACAUUUAGCCUAGCCCUGGCUGAUGGGGCUCAUUUGGGUGGGCAUCUCCCCUUGCACUGAAAGGUUUCCGGAUCAGUUCCCAGAAGGGGGGUACUUGGCAGGGUUUUGCGGUCAGUUCCUUUCAGGGGUGGGCAGGAGGCAGCUGACCCACUAUUCAUCGAUGUUUCUCUGCCUCUCCUUUCCUCUCUCUACUCUAUAUUUAUAUAUUGGAUAUAUGAUCCUAGUGUAAAACCAGAAACUAUACAUAAGAAAAGGAAAAGAUACUGUCACUUCUAGUAGUUUCAAUUCCUCCAGUUCACUCGUGUUCACAUUUUGAUGCAUACAUUUCCAGAUUUCAUUUCUCCAUUUCAUCAGUUUAUACUUACCAGAAAAAAUUAAAUGUUUUAAACAUUAUUUUAAAACUGUAUGAUGCAGUGAACAUCCUUCC
This is a messenger RNA of Pipistrellus kuhlii (Kuhl's pipistrelle), 1409 nucleotides long. Its product is annotated as anaphase-promoting complex subunit 1-like. The record is from RefSeq and is a predicted model, not a curated record. The transcript has 3 exons. The coding region runs from base 169 to 402 and encodes 77 amino acids. Lineage: Eukaryota; Metazoa; Chordata; Mammalia; Chiroptera; Vespertilionidae.